Messenger RNA from Lonchura striata (white-rumped munia), 2007 nucleotides. RefSeq names its product albumin (gene ALB). The record is from RefSeq and is a predicted model, not a curated record. Gene Ontology annotation, molecular function: small molecule binding. Gene Ontology annotation, biological process: transport. NCBI's taxonomy places the organism in Eukaryota, Metazoa, Chordata, Aves, Passeriformes, Estrildidae. Gene Ontology annotation, cellular component: blood microparticle; cytoplasm.
UUCAAUCGUCCUAGCAUUUUUGAGCAACUUUGCUCACAUCAUAAUCUGAAACCAUGAAGUGGCUAACAUUAAUUUCAUUAAUUCUUCUCCUGAGCUCUGCCAGAUCCAGGAAUCUGCAAAGAACUGCACGAGAUGCAGACCACAAGAGUCCGAUUGCCCACCGCUUCAAUGACCUGAAGGAAGAGACAUUUAAGGCAGUGGCCAUGAUCACAUUUGCCCAGUACCUCCAGAGAUGCUCCUACGAAGGACUGUCUAAGCUGGUGAAGGAUGUUGUUGAUUUGGCACAUAAGUGCGUGGCCAACGAGGACGCUCCCGAGUGCUCAAAACCACUGCCCACCGUUUUCCUGGAUGAAAUCUGCCAAGUGGAAAAGCUCCGCGACUCAUACGGUGACAUGGCUGACUGCUGUGGUAAAGCUGAUCCCGAAAGAAACCAGUGCUUCCUGUCUUUCAAAGUUCAGCAACCAGACUUCAUUGCACCCUACCAGAGACCAGCUGCUGACGUGAUCUGCAACGAGUACAAGGACCAUCGGGUGCAGCUCCUGGGAAAUUUUGUCUAUACUGUUGCAAGAAGAAACCCCUUCCUGCACGCCCCAGCAAUCCUGGGUCUGGCUGCUGAGUAUGAAAAUGCACUUAAAACCUGCUGCCCAGAGAGUGAUGUUGGUGCUUGCUUGGAUGAAAAGGCAGCUGUCAUCAAGGAAAGAGCCAAGAAGAUAAAUGUGCACCAGCAGCAUGGAUGUAGAAUCCUCCACAAGUAUGGUGAGAGGACUUUCCAAGCAAGUAAACUUGUUCGUAUGAGCCAGAAGUACCCCAAGGCUCCAUUUGCAGAACUUGUUAAGAUGGUCCACGAAGUGACAGAUGUCCACAAAGAGUGCUGUGAUGGGGACAUGGUGGAAUGUGUAGAUGACUGGUCAGAGCUGGUGGCCUCUCUGUGUGCUAAACAAGCCGUUUUCUCAAGUAAACUCAAGCCCUGCUGCGAGCUGCCAGCUGUGGAACAGACCAAGUGCAUCAUGGAGGCAGAGUUUGACGACAAACCUGACAAUCUUCCUUCGCUAGUUGAAAAAUACAUUCAGGAUAAGGAAGUGUGUAAAAGCUAUGAGCCAAACCAUGAUGCAUUCCUGUCAGAGUUUGUUUACGAAUAUUCACGAAGACACCCUGAGUUCUCCACACAGCUGAUCAUGAGGAUUGCUAAGGGAUACGAAGCACUCCUGGAUAAGUGCUGCAAGACAGACAACCCUGCUGAGUGCUACGGAAAUGCUCAAGAGGAACUGAACAAGCACAUCAAAGAAACCGAGGAUGUUGUGAAGACCAACUGUGAGCUGUUCAAUACCCACGGCGAGGCAGACUUCCUUAAAGGAAUUCUGGUCCGCUACACUAAGAAAAUGCCUCAGGUAUCAACUGACACCUUGCUUGAAAUUGGGAAGAAAAUGACAGCUGUUGGCAAGAAAUGCUGCAACCUUCCUGAGAAGCAACGCAUGUCUUGUUCUGAGUACUAUCUGACCGUCAUCAUUGAAGACAUGUGCAAGAGACAGGAGAGCACCCCUAUCAAUGACCAGGUUUCACAGUGCUGCAAUGAACUCUACUCUGAAAGGAGACCAUGUUUCACUGCCAUGGGCAUAGAUACCAAAUACGUGCCUCCACCAUUUGACCCCAUGAUGUUCAAUUUUGAUGAGAAAAUGUGCAAUGCUCCUCCGGCUGAGCGCGAAGCAGGGCAGCUGAAAUUGCUCGUCAACCUCAUCAAGCGCAAACCCCAGAUGACAGAAGAACAACUAAAGACAAUUGCUGGGGGCUUCACUGCCAUGAUGGAAAAGUGCUGCAAGCAGUCAGAUGUUGAGGGGUGUCUUGGGGAAGAGGGUGCUGCCCUAAUAGUCCAGAGCAGAGCCACAUUAGGAAUUGGUGUUUAACCUGAGGUUGCCAGUGAGAAAAACAUGAAGAAAAAACUUGCUGUGUAACUUUUCCGACCCCUUACCCUUUUUCAUUUGGUAUUGAAUGAAUAUUUCAUCAACCCUC